AUGGCCUCGCCGGCUGACAGCUGUAUCCAGUUUACUCGCCAUGCCAGCGACGUGCUUCUCAACCUUAACCGCCUGCGGAGCCGUGACAUCUUGACCGAUGUUGUCAUCGUGGUGAGCCGCGAGCAGUUCAGAGCCCAUAAGACAGUCCUCAUGGCCUGCAGCGGCCUGUUCUAUAGCAUCUUCACAGACCAGUUGAAAUGUAACCUGAGCGUGAUCAACCUGGAUCCUGAGAUCAACCCUGAGGGGUUCUGCAUCCUCCUGGACUUCAUGUACACGUCUCGGCUCAAUCUGCGGGAGGGCAACAUCAUGGCCGUGAUGGCUACGGCUAUGUACCUGCAGAUGGAGCACGUUGUGGACACUUGCCGGAAGUUUAUCAAGGCCAGUGAAGCCGAGAUGGUUCCUGCCAUCAAGCCUCCCCGUGACGAGUUUCUGAAUAGCCGGAUGCUGAUGCCCCAAGACAUCAUGGCCUAUCGGGGUCGGGAGGUGAUGGAGAAUAACCUGCCGCUGAGGAACGCCCCUGGGUGUGAGAGCAGGGCGUUUGCCCCCAGCCUGUACAGCGGCCUGUCCACCCCGCCAGCCUCUUACCCCGUGUACAGCCACCUCCCGGUCAGCAGCUUCCUCUUCUCCGAUGAGGAGCUGCGGGAUGCCCGGAUGCCCGUGGCCAACCCCUUCCCCAAGGAGCGGGCCCUCCCCUGUGAUAGUGCCAGGCCCGUACCCGGUGAGUACAGCCGGCCGGCCAUGGAGAUGCCCCCCAGUGUGUGCCACAGCAGCAUCUACUCACCCAAGGAGGCCGCCCCGGAGGAGGCACGCAGUGACAUGCACUACGGCGUGGCCGAGGGCCCCAAGCCGGCCGCCCCCUCGGCCCGGAAUGCCCCAUACUUCCCCUGUGACAAGGCCGGCAAGGAGGAAGAGAGGCCCUCCUCCGAGGAUGAGAUCGCCCUGCAUUUCGAGCCCCCCAGCGCACCCCUGAACCGGAAGGGUCUGGUGAGUCCGCAGAGCCCGCAGAAGUCUGACUGCCAGCCCAACUCGCCCACGGAGUCCUGCAGCAGCAAGAACGCCUGCAUUCUCCAGACCUCCGGUUCACCGCCGGCCAAGAGCCCCACCGACCCCAAAGCCUGCAACUGGAAGAAGUACAAGUUCAUUGUGCUCAACAGCCUCAACCAGAAUGCCAAACCAGAGGGGCCCGAGCAGGCGGAGCUGGGCCGCCUUUCCCCUCGAGCCUACACCGCCCCGCCGGCAUGCCAGCCGCCCAUGGAGCCCGAGAGCCUUGACCUCCAGUCCCCAACCAAGCUUAGCGCCAGCGGGGAGGACUCCACCAUCCCACAGGCCAGCCGGCUCAAUAACAUCGUCAACAGGUCCCUGACCGGCUCCCCCCGCAGCAGCAGCGAGAGCCACUCGCCUCUCUACCUGCACCCCCCCAAGUGCACAUCCUGCGGCUCUCAGUCCCCGCAGCACGCGGAGAUGUGCCUCCACACCGCCGGCCCCACAUUCCCCGAGGAGAUGGGCGAGACCCAGUCUGAGUACUCGGAUUCUAGCUGUGAGAACGGGGCCUUCUUCUGUAACGAGUGUGACUGCCGCUUCUCUGAGGAGGCCUCGCUCAAGAGACACACGCUGCAGACCCACAGCGACAAACCCUACAAGUGUGACCGCUGCCAGGCCUCUUUCCGCUACAAGGGCAACCUCGCCAGCCACAAGACCGUGCAUACGGGUGAGAAACCCUAUCGCUGUAACAUCUGUGGAGCCCAGUUCAACCGACCAGCCAACCUGAAAACCCAUACUCGAAUCCACUCUGGAGAGAAGCCCUACAAAUGCGAAACCUGUGGAGCCAGAUUCGUACAAGUGGCCCACCUCCGUGCCCACGUGCUCAUCCACACUGGAGAGAAGCCCUAUCCCUGUGAAAUCUGUGGCACCCGUUUCCGGCACCUUCAGACUCUGAAGAGCCACUUGCGAAUCCACACGGGAGAGAAACCGUACCAUUGCGAGAAGUGUAACCUGCAUUUCCGUCACAAAAGCCAGCUGCGUCUUCACUUGCGCCAGAAGCACGGCGCCAUCACCAACACCAAGGUGCAGUACCGUGUGUCCGCCACUGACCUGCCCCCGGAGCUCCCCAAGGCCUGCUGA
Messenger RNA from Puma concolor (puma), 2121 nucleotides. Lineage: Eukaryota; Metazoa; Chordata; Mammalia; Carnivora; Felidae. The record is from RefSeq and is a predicted model, not a curated record.